UGAGAGAGAAAAUGAGAAACGAUUCAUCCGCCAGCGAAACAACACAGUCCGCGCUGUUUUGGUUUUCCCGCGUCGGUUAUCGGUUCCUCCUGCAAUUUUAAUGUACAAAGCAGAUAUGCAGGCGCAAUGCGAUUGAGGCUGUUAAUGAAUCCGUAAAAGUAUGCGUGAUAGCUGUACUUCCGCUCAGCAGCAUCGAAAGUGGGUCGCUGAUUAGUGACUGAUAUUGGAAUCCAAUCUCGCAAGUUACGGGACGCAGCCAAGCUUUACGCCGGAACACGUGGCAGAGUCAAGCAGACCCCUAUAGAUGUCACAACCCAACCAAAGGUUCAUUUAACAUUGUCUUCAGCAAAGGGGUUGACCCGGAUCAAUAAGCAAUUUUCCGAUAAAUAUUUAAGAGCUGAAGGCUUGAGAACAUUCAUUUUGAAGGAUCUAAGGCCACCGCAAAGGUCAAGAGGCCAUCAUGAAUUGGGACUGGGCAGUCGGUGGCAUCACAGAUGAGAUCCCGCGUACGACGGGUUCCGAGUGCAUCAAUUAUAUGACGGACCGGAGGCGCUGGGUGGAAACGGUUUUGUUAUCAGCCCUGUUUAUUUUCAUCAUGCAUCGCUCCUGGCUGCGUCUGGCGCCAAUAAAGCUUCCGCCUCUACACGAGACUCAGAAACCCCACAGUCCAACGAGACUUUUCCUCCUCAUUGCCUUGUCCAUGAUCUUCGGCAUUGAGAUGGGCUUUAAGCUGGCCGGCCGCUCGAUGAUAUUUGCUCUCAACCCCUGCCACGUGCAGACAUGUCUGCAGAUCUAUCUUCUGGCGGCAAAGCCCACGAAGACAACGACGGCGAUGUUCCGGAUACAAAUGAGCAACUUGAAUGGACCCUUUUUGGCGUUCCUCUUUCCUGAGGUAGAGGGACGCACGUACCCUUUCGAGCAGUCCACUUAUUGGAUUCAGCACGCUCUGCUGUACAUCAUUCCCAUUUACAUAAUUCGGAGCGGAGCCUAUACCGUUGAGGAUCUUGGCGACUUUAACUGGUCCCACAUAGGCACAGCCUUCAUGCUGUUCUACCAUUUCAUCCUGCUCUCGCCGCUUUCCAUAUUUACCGGAAUCAAUCUGGACCAUAUGCUUUGUGCAGCGAUGUCGGAUCCAUUCCAAGGUGCCAACUACAGGUUGUUUGCUUGUUGUCACCAAACGUUGCUCUGUCCGUUGCUUAGCAAGGGGACCGUACUGCUCUUCGGGCGACCGGGCAAGAAAGACCUAUGUGCCAGUGAAACGGUUCCAGCGCCAGAAGGUCUAAUAGACCCUGCGCUUGGAACCGUGCACCAGUACCACCAGUUGACAGCAGCUGAAUACACCACGCAGGAGGAGACGGCGGAGGCUCUGCUACGGCACAGGUACAAUGCCCAGGCAACGGCGGCGACGGGCGUGCCACUCUCCCACGACGUAAAAGAACUGACGAUUGGAGCUGAGUACACCAUGCCCACGACCAAGAUCGACUAGUACAUGGCUUGAAAGAGGGCCCACUGCGUCUAUUAUGUCUGUCAAUUCAGGAACUGCGAACAGCCCUUUCGGUCCACCAUUUGGAAACAGCACCCUAGAUCGAUUUAACUAAAGUAUUUAGGUUUUCAUGUGAGAACUGAAAAUAGAUUGAGUGGAAAAAGACGUGUAGAUAAUAACAAUUAAGGCUAAUAUUUAUGCUCAGUGAGGUUAUACUUCUAAAAAACCAAACAAAAAGUUCUUAAGGUUAAAUAUUUGUUCAAUAGAAACCCAUUUCUGAAUGGUAAAUCAAAAGCAAACCACAUAAAUAGGUGAACAAUAAUUGUGUACAUUUCUAAAUGUAAGCUCCAUGUAGCAAACACAAUAAAUUUCAAAUUCAAA
This is a messenger RNA of Drosophila bipectinata, 1864 nucleotides long. RefSeq names its product transmembrane protein 164. The record is from RefSeq and is a predicted model, not a curated record. NCBI's taxonomy places the organism in Eukaryota, Metazoa, Arthropoda, Insecta, Diptera, Drosophilidae.